This is a messenger RNA of Cimex lectularius (bed bug), 965 nucleotides long. RefSeq lists its product as uncharacterized. Bases 98 to 826 code for a protein of 242 amino acids. NCBI's taxonomy places the organism in Eukaryota, Metazoa, Arthropoda, Insecta, Hemiptera, Cimicidae. The transcript is spliced from 5 exons. The record is from RefSeq and is a predicted model, not a curated record.
UGAAGUGAAAAGCUUCAAAUUCAAAAUAAAAUGUUUUUAAAAAUUAAACAUAAAACAAACAGCUGGUUAUGUUUGUUUGGUUUGCUUUACAAAAACAAUGAGAUCUCUGAGUCCAAAGAAUUCUAAAACGUUAUUAUCCCUCGUAAGGGAAUCCCCUCAUAGGGUCAUGAAACUCAUUCCACAUUUUCGGAUCUUCACAAGUUGGGCGAAGCCGGCUUGCCAAAUACUUGCAUGUGUCACCGUGUUGGUCGCCAUGGUUGAGAUGAACAUCGACAUUUUGAGACAUGAAAUACCUGAUUACCUGGCAAAACGGAGUUCAUUGAUUGGUUAUGCAUACCCAAAUUCAAUAUACUUUGUGAUAUCUUUCAUAAUUAUGUUACAAUGGGCCAUCAUGGCCAUUAGGACCUGUUUUACUCUACUUAAGGAAACACCCAGUAUUUCAGUCCUCUCUAUCUUUGUUAUAUCCAAAGUAAUAGUCAUCAUAAUCUGCAUUGCAGACAUUAUCAUCAUUCUUGUACAAUAUAGCGCUCGUAUGGAUAGAAAAAUUUUGGCCCUUGGCCUGAGCUGGACAAGUUUUAAAAUAGUUUUAUGCAUGGUUUACAUGGUGGCUUUGGUGACGCUUCACCAGCUUGUUAUCAGAAACAGUGAAAAACAAGAAUUACAUAGCAGUGAAGCAUCGGCACAGAGCGUAAAUUCUCAACUUGUCAUUUACAUACCACUUCAUGGCGAGAACAGUCCGAGUCAAGUUUCUCAAGCUCUGUCUAAAGCCAGCUACAUUUCAGCAAUCAGAAAAAUUAUACAUAACAACAUAGAAUUAACAAAAUGAUUUUAACGAUGCAAAUGACUGGGUUGUUACUAAUAUGUAUACAAAACCUAUUGUUUUUAACCAAGUUAUUAUUGUAUAUUUUUAAAAAAUGCGAUUUUUUAACUGAGUUUUUAUUUGAAAGUACAGUCUUAACAAUUUU